Molecule: messenger RNA, 1637 nt
Organism: Sesamum indicum (sesame)
Lineage: Eukaryota; Viridiplantae; Streptophyta; Magnoliopsida; Lamiales; Pedaliaceae
Product: UDP-glycosyltransferase 86A1-like
Molecular function (GO): UDP-glycosyltransferase activity
Source: RefSeq, a predicted model, not a curated record
AUGGGUGAGACCCAUCCAAGACCCCAUGCCAUUGUGUUUUCAUACCCUUUCCAAGGCCAUAUAACUCCAACCCUCAAUCUGGCUACAAAUCUUGCUUCAAGGGGCUUCACAAUCACCUAUGUCCAACUUGAAUUUGUCCAUCACACCAUAUCUAAAGCCCAUGACGGUGUUGAAGAUGUUGAUUUCUUCGUCCAGGCCCGGCGGUCAGGCCUUGACAUGCGUUACACGACUAUUUCCGAUGGUUUUCCACUUGAAUUUGACAGAAAUCUGAACUUCAACGAGCACUGGGAAGGCAUGGUUCGUGAUUUUCCUGAUCGUGUCGAUGAACUAGUCGGGAGCAUAACAAGGUCCGAUGCGUCGGCCGCGGCCUUUUUCCUGGUUGCCGACACUCUAUACACAUGGCCGGCUGCCAUUGCCAAGAAACACAACCUUGUGAAUGUUUCAUUGUGGACAGGAGCAGCCACCGUGUUUUCGAUAAACUCUCACUUGAAUCUUCUAAGAGAAAAUGGCCAUUUACCAUGUAGGGGCAAUGACGAGGAGCACAUAAGUUACAUACCUGGAGUUCAAUCUAUUCGUACCAAGGACCUGAUGCCGUAUAUCCAAGAUCCUGAUGUUGUACCUGUGCUGAUGAAGAUUGUGGUUAAGGCAUUCGAGCAGGUCAAGAACGCAGAUUUUAUCUUAUGUAACACAGUACAAGAACUAGAAGCAGAGUGCCUGUCAGCUCUCAAUCUUAAGCAGCCAACUUAUGCCAUCGGCCCGAUGAACUUUUUCUCGGACUUUACAAAGACAGUUGUCGAAAAAAGUCUAUGGCCUGAAUCAGAUUGCACCCAUUGGCUCAGCUCUAAGCCUCCUGCCUCAGUUUUGUACAUCUCAUUCGGCAGCAUUGUUCAGAUUAACAAGCAGGAGAUUGUGGAGAUAGCUCACGGGCUUCUCCAUAGUCAGGUUAACUUUAUAUGGAUCCUGAGAACUACUGAUGCUCUCCCUGCUGGAUUUCAGGAUGAUGUUAAAGAUGGAGGGCUCAUCGUCCCUUGGUGUAAUCAGAAUGCCGUCCUUUCCAGCCCUGCUGUUGGGGGAUUUUUGACACACUGUGGUUGGAACUCGGUCUUGGAGAGUAUAUGGAGUGGCGUACCCAUGAUUUGCUAUCCUCAUUACGUUGACCAGCCGACGAAUAGGAAGCUGGUGGUCGACGAUUGGAAGGUUGGGAUUGAUCUUUGCGAUGGAGGGCGAGUUACGAGCGAGGCAGUCGCUAGUAAGAUUAAUAUCUUGAUGAGGGGAAAAUCAUCAAUUGUUUUGAGGGAACAGAUCAAGAAAGUGAGCAAGAUAAUGAGGAACGCAUUCGAAACAGAUGGAUCGUCACAGAGAACGUUUGAUCAAUUUGUGGAUGAGUUGAGGGGCAGAUUGUAUGCAAGAAGGGAGGAUAUUGGAUCAAACCCGUAAUCGUAAGUAUUUUUCGUCUAAAUCAGAAGUCUUCUUGAGUUGGAAGUGGAGUUUGAUCUUCAAUGAUUUCAAGCUUCAAUUCAUCUUUCUGCAGUCAAUAAAUAUGGCUGCACGGCUUAGCUUUUUCUUCAGAGUUUUGAUCUGUAUAUAAACACUGAUUGUAAUAGAGAUCAUAUAUUUUCUCUGAAGUGGCCUCCACA